Gambusia affinis (western mosquitofish) is the source of this 4232-nucleotide messenger RNA. It is a transcript of the gene omgb, whose product is annotated as oligodendrocyte myelin glycoprotein b. Bases 551 to 1945 code for a protein of 464 amino acids. Gene Ontology annotation, biological process: neuron projection regeneration. The transcript is spliced from 2 exons. NCBI's taxonomy places the organism in Eukaryota, Metazoa, Chordata, Actinopteri, Cyprinodontiformes, Poeciliidae. The record is from RefSeq and is a predicted model, not a curated record. Gene Ontology annotation, molecular function: protein binding.
UUUAUUUUAAACACAAACAGCCAGUUAAACCAAACUGAACAGUAGUUGUUCUUUGGGACACAGGAGUGGAUCUUUAAAGCUGAGAGAUUUAAAAGGGACUAAGGAGUUUCCCAAGUGGGGAUCCGUGUAUGCACAGAGCCCCUCCAUUAUGCGCUCCAUUUCUCCUUCCCAAUACUUCUCCCUGCUAACACGCCACCCCUCCCCUCUCACUUCCACUGCACACAGUAAAUCCAGCGCCUGCAGUGCCUGAUCGAGCCAACCCAAAAGAUCCAUAAGAUGCAGUAGUAAACUCUCAGCUUGCACAGGGAGGAGAAGAGGGACUGAACUGCACGCGAGUUUAGGGCAGAACACCUGCACCGUACAAGUUUGAAGGGGUCAAAUACUAAGAUAGCCAUACAGAGGAGAGAAGGUGUGGGGUGGGAGGGAGGAAAAAAAAAAAUUCACCUUCAGCAGAGCGCCAGCUGGUCCCGAGCUUGAAAGCAGCAGAGAGGAGAGAGAAGAGGUGCUGAGCGGCAAAAAGGAGGAGAGAAAAAGUGACUGGAAUGAUAAGAUGAGGAGCAGGCCAGUAAUGUUGAAGUCGUUUCUUAAUGAGGCCUUCCUGGAGCUGGUGCUCGUGCUGUGGCUCGGGCUCCGCGUCCUGGCCGUGUGCCCCUCCGUGUGCUCCUGCAGCCGCAGCCACAGAGAGGUGGACUGUUUCCGGAGGAGCCUGAGAGAGCUCCCCGACGGCUUGCAGCACAACAUCCUCUCCCUCAACUUGUCCCACAACCGGCUCGUCCAUCUGGACGACAGGCUCGCCUCGUACACCCACCUCCGCGUCCUGGAUGUGUCCCACAACAGGCUGAGCCGCCUUCCCAGAGGCCUGCCUCGCUCCCUCUGGGAGCUCCACGCCUCGUCCAACCACAUCCAGCUGCUGGACAAGAACGACACGGUCUACCACUGGAACCUGAAGACCCUCGACCUCUCGGGCAACAAGGUAGAGAGGGCCGUCUUCAUCAACAACACAAUGCCUGAGCUGCGGAUGCUCAACCUCAGCAAAAAUCACUUCUAUACUUUGCCCACCAACCUGCCUGCGCACCUGGAGAGUGUCGAUCUAUCCCACAACAUGCUUCUGAAGGUGCUGCCGGGCUCUCUUGACCGACUCCCAAAGUUAACCCACUUCUACCUACACUCUAACCGCUUCUCCUCACUGCCCUUUGGAGUUUUGGACAAGAUGGUUUCACUUAGAGUCGUCACUCUGGGUAGCAACCCUUGGGCUUGCCACCUUCAUGAGGUCGACUACUUGCUUUCUUGGACUCAGAGCACCUCGGCGCUUGUCCUCGGCUGCCCCUGCUACACCCAGCCUGUGUGUGGAGUGACGCACUCCAGCAGGACUGGAGGUUUGCACUUUGGCUCCUUUGUUCUGCCUCCUCUGGCAGUCGGGGCCUCAGAUCUGAGCUCGGUGUCGCCUGAAGACAGCGUCACGCGGUGGUACUGGUCCGUCUCCGCUCAGCAAAGCACGCCCCAAACCCGCAGGGAGUCUCUAAACAUGGGGCACGAUGCCUUCACGGAAACAGCCAUCAGCAUUUCCACCUUAACGAUUAAUCACCUGGCUAGAACCGGCAGCCGAGAGGACAUAGAUCAUCUCACCUUAGGCACAAAGGAAGCUUCCUCCUCAGCCCCGCUCCACACCGCAGACGCAUCCCAUUUCUCUGACAAAAGUCUCAUUACCGACACAUCCAAGGGAAACGGCGAGGAGCUGGCCACCGAUCGAUUCUUUAUAACGGAGGCCUCCUCCACCCAAACAAAGAGGACAGCCACUCUACGCACCAGAAGCGUCAGGAGACAGAAUCAGUUGCCUUCCGGAGGCAUCAGAAACAGCAGCCCAACCUUCUCCUGGUUUGGUUUCCUUCACAACUUGUGGCUUUUCCCUCUCGUUUUGCCUCAAGUCAUCUGGCGGACGGUGUGAAGAGUUUGCGGCGAAAUGUGAAUUUAAAGCAAAAAAUAAUAAUAAAAGUAAUAAAGCACAAGAGAGAUGAUACUGGAACAGUUGUUGCAUCCACAGAAGUCAUGUCUCCAGAGAAAGUUUAGAUAGUAAAAAAAAAAAGAAAAGAAAAGAAAAUAGAAAUUAUGUCUUUAACCACUUGUUUUGGAUUCACACUAAUGCCAGCAAAAUGGAUUUUUAGAAAAUGUGAAAAUGGGGUGUUCAUCUCUUCAUGUUAUUGCCUCAACAUUUGACACCAUCCUUCAUGGAACUCCAAUCUGUGUGUGUGGCAUUAUUUUGGAGACUGACACACAAUGAUUCAAACAAACAUCGAGGUGCAGCGGCUUAUGAAAACUCUUAUCAUCUGCUAUGUUACAACUGAAAAACUUCAGAGUAUUUCAUUAGGAUUUUACAUGGUUGAAAGGUAGAGAGAAAGAUGGAUGCAUGGUCUUUAGACGUUUUCCCAAGCAAAAACCUGGCCAAAUUUGCACGUGUUCACUGUUAAAAAUCUGGUAUUUUUCCUUCCUCUUCACAAAAACAAAGAACUUCUGUCUUCAAAACAACAUCAACCCUAGAAAGCGAGAAAAUGUGAACCACUUAAAGAUGUGUGAAUAAUUAUACACGGCGCUGCAUAAGGUCACAUUUACUGAUCCAAAGCAUGUCUUGCCAACUGGAACUGUGCCUUUACAGCAACGUACCAUCCGUAUGACGCCACCGAUGUUGUGUUUGAAAUGGUUUUGCUAACGAGAGGCUGACGGUAACUUCCCAUCAUUCGCUCUCAGAGUCUCAUUUAGGAACUAUCUUAAAAAUUGUUGCAAUUCGUUCAACAGACAAUUUACAAUUUAGAUAAUUGUCCACAAAGCUCUGAAAGUCAAUGUGGAGUCUGUGAAACUUGUAAUAGUUCGGAGGUGUUGUUUUGUUGUUGUUGUUGUUCUUGUUUGUGUCUGGAGUACCUUUAAUGAUGGGAGUGUUUAGAAGCCCAAGCGGAGUAUCACCAGAAAAUUAAUGUGAGAGGGCCGAGAGUUCGCAGCCAAUCUGCAUCAACUUUUCAGCCUCAUUAGUUCUGUUUGGAAUGAAUGCUUCUCGGUCUUUGCAAUUUUACACAGAUAAAGCCCUGAUCUCCUCUGAUGAUCCCUCCCCGUUCUUUGUUUUGUUUUUUUGUUUUUUCUUCCAAAAGACAGGCCCUCUCUCAAAUGCUCUUUCCUUCCACAUUUUAAGCAGCAAUCCUCUCUUGGCACUCUUCAGCCUUUACGCCAUGGACAUAAAAGCUUUUUUUUAAUUUUUUUAUUAAAAUAAAAAUUAAAAAAUGGCGCAAUAUUUGUAAAGCUGCUUCUUUUAAAAGACUCUUCUUGAACAUUUGGGAGGAAAAACACAACAAUGAAUGUAAUGAAUGAAGUUAAGCACAUGAUGGCACUAUACAUUCAGCAAACAGCUUGUUGUGCAGCUGAAUCCUUCUUUGACUUUCUGCCAACGCUGCCUGAAAAGCUUUUUUUUUGUUACACCUGCGGUUCACAAUGGAUGUUCAGUGUCAUUUGUAAUUUUCUCACUUAUUUCAUUUUUAAUUGCAAGUUUUAUUUUGCUUUCUGAAACCCACAUUUUUUUUCUUAGCUUUUUAACAAAUGCAGCGUUCUCUUUUAAUCAAAACCGAAUUUGUGCGGACGUCCCCAGUCCCUGUUUUUGUGUGAUUCUGCUAACUCAUUGUGAGCUUUCUGUGCAGGAGCCAACAUCUCCCUGGACAGGAUGUAUACAUUUGUAACGACACGAGCUUAACAGGAAGCAACAGAGACUCUGUCGAACAGAGGGUAAACAAGUGGACAAUAUAUCUAAUGAACAGCGAGUGCAGAGCGCCUCUUGCGUAUUUUGAUCACAUCUUAGACUUAACUGUCCUUCAUGAUUCACUGACGCUAGUGAAAAUCAUCUGCAUGGCGACUGAACGUUUGGGGAAUGCAAACUUCCUGGUGUUUUACUGCAGAGCAUUAAAGCGUAGAGAUUACAAUUUGUUUUUGUUUUUUUUCUUUUCCCGUAGAAUGCUAAGAUAUUCAAAUCCUCCUGAUUGCAUUAAACAGCUGUGAUGCACCACUCUGCAGCUUUUUUCUUUUUUUUCUUUUUUUUUUUUUUUUACAAUUUCAUGUUAUUGGCAUAAAGACGCAUAACUUGCCAGAAUAAUAAGGUAUUCAACACCGUACAGCGGGCUGCAUUUGAUGAACUAAAAGAAGAACCGGUGCCAGAGAAUUUAGAAGUUUGUUUUGGUGACUUCUUCUUCAAGGUUCUG